This is a messenger RNA of Camellia sinensis, 1117 nucleotides long. Its product is annotated as agamous-like MADS-box protein AGL70. The record is from RefSeq and is a predicted model, not a curated record. Gene Ontology annotation, biological process: positive regulation of transcription by RNA polymerase II. NCBI's taxonomy places the organism in Eukaryota, Viridiplantae, Streptophyta, Magnoliopsida, Ericales, Theaceae. Gene Ontology annotation, molecular function: DNA-binding transcription factor activity; protein dimerization activity; RNA polymerase II transcription regulatory region sequence-specific DNA binding. Gene Ontology annotation, cellular component: nucleus.
AACGGAAAGCUGAACGGGAUGCUUUUUCAAAAAGCCUCAUAAUUUUUUUUGUCGAUUCAAUUAUCCCUUAUCUAUUUGCGCCACUAAUAUAUCCGCACUCAUGUAGUAGGAGUAAUUGUGAAUUUCAGAAUUAGGGCUAAUAACUGUGAGCGAAGCGAACAUUUUGAGAGAGAGAGAGAGGAGAAUGGGGCGAAAGAAGGUGGAAAUGAAGCGAAUCGAAUCGAAGAGUAGUCGACAAGUGACAUUCUCGAAGAGGAGAGGUGGAUUGGUCAAGAAAGCUCGCGACCUCUCCGUCCUCUGCGACGUCGACGUCGCUCUCCUUGUCUUCUCCAGCCGCGGCAAGCUCUAUCAAUUCUGCAGCGCCAACAACAGUAUGGCCAAGAUCCUCAAGCAAUAUCAUCACCACUCUGGGGCAAAAGGAAGGUUCUCAACAGGUGAUUGUGAAGCAGAGUCCAGGUUUGCCAGUUUUCGGACAAUUUCAGAGCUUUUACAAAUAACCAAAAGGCACCUGGAAGAGCCCUAUGUGGACCAGCUUAGUGUGACUGACCUCAUCCAACUAGAGAAAGAAUUUGAUGCUGCAUUAACGCAAAUAAAGUCUAGAAAGACACUACUAAUGAUGGAGUCCAUAAUGGCUCUUCAUGAAAAGGAAAGAAUUCUGCAGGAAGAAAACAAGCUUCUAGCGAAUCAGAUAGCUGCAAUGGAGACCAAUGGAAAUAAAGUGGAGAACAAGGUGGUGAUGGCAUCUAAUGACGACCUUGGAAAUAAAUAUAUGAAUUGUCAUUCACAACAGCCAAUCCUUCAUUUGCUUUGAGUAGAUCUCCACACCGCACUGCACGCACAUAUUUGCAAGUGGAGUCCCAACACACCCUGCCAAAACACCUUUGGGAAUUUAGACGUUGAUGUGUGAGAAUGUAUGUAACAUUAUCUUUUCAUGCAACAUUGACUGAAAAAUUUGAUUUCUCCAUGUAUCUAAUAUUGCCCUGGGUUAUUGAUUAUCGAUUAUUAGUAUUAUUUAUGUAAUAAACCUCUGUUCCUCUCCUAACAUGAUUCUUCCUCUAUGUUAGAUGUUGUAUUAAUGGUUGAGAUAAAGUCUCUAGAAUAUGUUAUUCUGAGUUCA